AAGUUACCGUCAACAGCGUCUUCCAAAACUUCCUGAUCCAGGUGAACCAACAUGGCAGACCCUGUGGCGUGGCUGCGCGUCAUCCUUUGUUUUGUCGGGGUGGUUUUGACACAACUAGCUGAUGGUCAACCACAAGUUUCUAAUGAUCUCCUUUUUCCGUACGGUAACGCUAGCGGAGAUAGUAUGGCGCCUGUUAACGAUGACGGAAGCUCGGAAGAAAUUCAGCUGCAGAUUAUCUUUCCUUAUUUUGAUCUACCGCAUUCAUCCUUGUAUGUGAACACCAAUGGUGCCAUAUCAUUUCUGCAGCCUAUCAGACAGUUCACACCCGCUCCAUUUCCACUACACAAUUCAUGGAGAAUGGUUGCUCCUUUCUGGACCGACGUGGACACCAGGAGAAAUUCUGGUCGUGUCUUCUACAGGGAGGUUACAUCAGCAACAGACCCGGGACUAAUGCAAAGAGUUGACGUUAUCAUACACAUUGCCUUCCCAGGGUUUAGAAAUCUGACGGCCACGUGGGCCUUUGUUGCCACGUGGAACAAUGUCACAUAUUUUGGUGGGAAUCAAUAUACUCCUACGAACACAUUUCAAGCAGUCUUGGCGACCAACGGGAGACACUCGUUUGCCAUCUUCAACUACGCUAAGAUAACCUGGACAACUGGAACUGCUAGUGGCGGGGAUAGUAGAACAGGUCUGGGAGGCAUACCAGCACAGGUUGGCUUCGACUCCGGUGAUGGUGAACACUACCAUGCGGUGAAUGAAUCUCGCACGGGCGCCAUAGUUAACAUCUCCAGAACUAGCAACGUCCAGACUCCUGGACGCUGGGUGUUCCAAAUAGACAAGGCUGAAGUGAAGGAAGGAGGGUGCAAUACAGUGGGCACCUUGAUGAUUUCUCCCGUCAGAGGCAACAUCCUCGGAGGAGAGGAGAUCUUGUUAUCUGGACCUUGUAUAGAUUGUGAAGUACAUGAUAUCAUAUGUAAAUUUGGUGACGUCACAGUGGAGGGAAAAUACCACAACGACAGGACAGCCAAGUGUAUAACACCGCCGCUCUUUGUCAUGGGGAGAGCAGAUGUACAGCUUUCCAUCAAUGGGGGCACUAAUUUUACACAUAAAGGAUUUUUUGUACCAGAAUACAAUGAGGCAUUUUCUAAAGUUACACGUUUUGACGAUACGAAAUGGCGCGAAAGUGGUCCAUACUACAUAGAAUGGACGCCAAAGCAGGUUGUAGAUGGUGAACCGGAAGCAGAAAAUGUGGACAUUGAUCUUCUUACAUUUGAAGAGCCGAAAGAUGGCGCGGUGGAAAACAACUGGUACACAUUGGCUAAGAAGGUACCAAACAACGGUAGAUUCGACCUGGGCGCGGUUGCCGUGAAAUUCAACAAGACAGAGUUUAUUGGAGCUGUGCGUAUAAGAGGGUCCCUCCCAUACUCUAACUUCUCUUACCCAAACCCAUGUCCAGGAUUUGAAAGAGAACACAAUGGAUCGGGAGCCGGCCAACAGUGCUGCUACGACCAGCAAGGCAAUCUCCUCAACGUGGCCGACAAUCACGGUGGAGGAACCAUGGAUAUUUCGCACUACAAGGGAUGUCGUAAUCCGCCCGUGGUGCCGUAUAUCAGUCACUUCUACACAGACUUACGUCCACACGCGUGGUGCUGUCACAGUUCUGGUAACAUGUCCCUGUGCUCUGAGACGUACAUGGAGAGACGACCUUCCCAUGACGGCAGAGGGUACCAGCCGCCAAGACCAGCCACUGGUGUCGGUGACCCUCACGUGGUGACGCUGGACGGACUGCGCUACACGUUUAAUGGGAUAGGAGAGUACAGCCUUGUAGAGAGCACGAACCAGACGUUCACGUGCCAGGGGAGGAGCAAACAAGUUGACGGACAGCACGGUGAGAAAGGUCUGGCGUCUGUGUGGACAGCACUGGCCAUGCGCGGCCGCAACACUAGCAGGGUCCAGGUAUCUUAUAGUAAACUUUGGGGGAUGGAGGUGUUCGUAGAUGACGACAUGAUUGACUUUGAUGAAGUAGGAAACAUUGUCCCUGGCAUAGAAGGCAUUGAAAUCGAAAAGGUGGCCAACGAAUCAAAAGCCUAUAUAAGUUUUGAGCAUGAACAAGUAUAUGUUGAUGUGCAGAUUGCAAACGGCGUUUUGAACUUUUUGCUCUAUCUUCCCAAUUAUUUGAAGGGUACGUUGGAACGUGAAAGGGCUCCUUGGCGGCGCAUCAGUCAAACGUCAUCUCUUUUCACAUACGGCAUUGGUGAAAGUUAUGCCAGCCUUCAAAAUGAAUCAUUCGAGCCCAUGUUUAAACGUCCAAAGCUCGAAAACGAAACUCUGCAGACCCAGAUGGAAGCUGUGUGUGGGGAGAGCCUCGAGUGCAUGUUUGAUUUUACAAUAACUGGAGGAAACGCUGAAAUGGCCGCAGCGACUAAAAUGGUGAUGGUUGAAUAUUCUGAAGCGGUCUCUGAAACUAAACCAGUUAUUACCUGUGGUUUUCUGGCAACAUCUACCAAUGUUAAAAAAGACAACGUCUCUACCCUGGCGGGUACCAUAGUGACCUUGACCUGCCCCGAAGGAUACGCCCUGAUUGGCCAGAGUACAGUGAAGUGCCAGGAUGAUGGGACGUGGGACAGCUAUGGCGACGCCAAGUGUAGGAAAGUUAUUACCUGUGGUUUCCUGGUUACUUCCGCCAAUGUUACAAAAGACAACCUGUCCACCCUGGCGGGCACCAUAGUGACCUUGACCUGCCCCGAAGGAUACGCACUGAUUGGCCAGAGUACCGUGAAGUGCCAGGAUGAUGGGACGUGGGACAGCUAUGGCGACGCCAAGUGUAGCAAAGCGAGUGAACCCAGCAUGCUGACUACCAUCGCCAUUGCGGUUGGAGCAGCUCUGGGCGCCAUUUUGUUGGCCAUUGUUACUGCCGGCAUCGUCUGCAAGGUACUGAAGAACAAGAAGUCGAACAAAUUGAAACUGCGCUCUUCACUGUGCCAUGUAAACCAAACAUAUAAGCCGACAGAGGACUAA
Messenger RNA from Lingula anatina, 3018 nucleotides. RefSeq names its product sushi domain-containing protein 2-like. NCBI's taxonomy places the organism in Eukaryota, Metazoa, Brachiopoda, Lingulata, Lingulida, Lingulidae. Gene Ontology annotation, biological process: cell-matrix adhesion. The record is from RefSeq and is a predicted model, not a curated record.